UAGUUCUACGAACAUUGCUCCUAAUUACUUACCAAUUCGUGACUUUAGUAUACAUAAAUAUACACACGGGCGUGUGAUAAUAUCAUAACGCGUUGAGACGUCAACAUGAUGAAGUACACGUGUGUCGCGUUUUUCUCCUGCUGUGUAUUUUUUUGUGUUGGAGUUAACUCAGAAUGUGGAAAAAAUGAAGAGUGGAAAUGUGUGCAGUCCUGUCCCCCUGAAAAGUCCUGCAACACCCGUGACAUAGGAAUAGGAUGUACUCAAGAAUAUAGACCAUGUGAAUCCACUUGCGUUUGCAAACCUGGAUUUAUUAGGAAUGAUAAUAAUGAAUGUGUUACUGAGGAUCAGUGUGAAAUAUGUUCAAGGGAGAAUGAGUUCUAUGACUGCGGCACUCCAUGUGACAACUUUUGUUCAACGCUGGCAGAGCGGAACAGAACCCAUUGUGAUGUAUGGAGCUACACUUGUGUCCGCAAGUGCUACUGCAAGGAUGGCUUCGCAAGAGACGAUAAUAGAAAGUGUAUACCUAUUAACAAAUGCCCUGGAUCGCCAAAAUACGAAGAGUGUGAUUAAAAUACAGUACCUAUCUUUCUUUAAUAAAAUCUAUGGAAAUUU
This is a messenger RNA of Helicoverpa zea (corn earworm), 612 nucleotides long. Its product is annotated as serine protease inhibitor swm-1-like. NCBI's taxonomy places the organism in Eukaryota, Metazoa, Arthropoda, Insecta, Lepidoptera, Noctuidae. The coding region runs from base 106 to 570 and encodes 154 amino acids. The record is from RefSeq and is a predicted model, not a curated record. The transcript is spliced from 3 exons.